Messenger RNA from Adineta steineri, 600 nucleotides. The record is from the annotation of a GenBank genome assembly. Lineage: Eukaryota; Metazoa; Rotifera; Eurotatoria; Adinetida; Adinetidae.
AUGAUUACAUAUGAUUACUAUAAUGGUGGUGAUCGAAAAUUUCAAAUUAAUCUUGAUUUACCAUCCAACCAGACCUAUGUUCUAAUUGUUUCUACUUAUUCUCCAAAUGUUACAGGAUUAUUUACAAUCAUAGUUGAAGGUCCAUCAAAUGUUGAACUCAUUCACAAUGAUUAUUUCGUUUUAGAAACAACGACAACAACCACAAUACGACCUAUGAUUACAUCUGAAUAUUUCGGUUUUUUAUCAUCUGAUAAUUUACAAUUCAACCGGCCGACAAGUAAUUCAGAUAAUCAUUAUUAUCAAGCUAUUGAAAUAACAGCUACUGUGAGUGAUGCAUAUAUUUUCAUGAGUAGUAGUACAUUCGGUAUGUAUGGUUACUUUUAUGAAAAUUCAUUUGAUCCAUAUUAUUCUAAUCGCAAUUUAAUUGCGUCUAAUAAUGAUAAUACACAAUUUCGUAUUAAUGUUACUUUACAAUUUCAACGCAAAUAUAUUUUGGUUAUUACUUCAUUUGGAUACAAUAUUACAGGAGCAUUUUUGAUCAAAGCAAUGGGUCCAACACUACUUCUUUUCACUCCGAUUAACCAAAUAAAAAGUGAAUGA